Messenger RNA from Coregonus sp. 'balchen', 21627 nucleotides. NCBI's taxonomy places the organism in Eukaryota, Metazoa, Chordata, Actinopteri, Salmoniformes, Salmonidae. The record is from the annotation of a GenBank genome assembly.
UUAAUACUUACCAUUGUGAUCUGUGCACUCCCCACCUGGAUAGAGACAACCUUCAUAGCAGCUAACUUUACCACCACAGAGGUGUACUUGCGCGGCCUGUGGAUGAGUUGUGUGACCCAAAGCACGGGACAGACACAGUGUAAUGUGCACAACUUAAGGGGGAACAGGCCCCCCAGUAUGGAGUAUGCCGGAGCCAUGAUCCUCACUGCCAUCAUCCUGGGAGUUCUGGGGGUCACGGUCUCCAUGGUUGGAGCCAAGUGCACCAACUGCAUCAAAGAACAAACGUCUCAGGCCAAGUUGAUAAUUAUCUCUGCAAUACUUUUCAUGCUGGCCGUUAUUCUCAUCCUCAUCCCUGUUUCCAUGGUAGCCAGAUCAAUCAACAGUGACUACUCCAAGUGGAUCGGAGGGAAGACUGAGCUAAGGGCCUCGCUGUACUUCGGCUGGGGGGCGGCCGCCCUGCUCCUGAUUGGAGGUUUCAUACUGUGCAUCACUGUGGGAGUCUUUGGAUGGAUGAUGGGAAUCUGUGGAUGGGUUGUCUCCCUAGUGCCCUGUUAUAUGACUAUAUUUGGCCCAUAUAGGGACAUACGGAUGGAUAUGCUGAAGAUCACCUCCAUCUCCACCAUCCUGGGAGCUCUAGGAGUGAUGGGGUCCAUCUUUGGGACCAAGUGCUGUAACUGCAUCAAGAGUAACAGGACCAGGGUCAAGGCCAGGUUCAUCGUUGGAAUAUUCUUUAUCCUGUCUGGUAUCCUGCAGCUAUCCACUAUCUUAUUGGUCUGUUACUUGACACAGAACAUUCCAGAAUACAGGAGGGAGUAUAUAUUAUUUUCCACUGAAUUCUGUAGAUGGUCCGCCUCCAUGCUCCUGAUAGGAGGGACCAUACUCUGCUGCAGCACCUUGAAGAGGAAGAACCCAGACUCGACAACGACUACAUCAGCCUCCCACUAAUGUCUCUGUCCAGAAGCUGUACCUUCUUGUUAUAAAAACCAUAGGGGAUCCAAGAAUUGUGAUUCUAUAUGUAAUUAUAUGAUGAAAAAUGGCCUCUAUCCUAUCUGUUCAAUGUUAGAAUAUCAGAAGGGACUAGAUAGGUGUGAAAGCAACAUCGUUAUUGUUCCACCUUCUCUUUAACAGGUCAAAGGGGAGUUUAUGACAUAUUGUGUUCAAACAUUCAGUUAAUUUAGACUGUGAGAAGUUGUUCCUGAGGAGACUACAAUGAAGGGAAGUAUUCUCACUGAUACUUCUCUUGAUGUUUCUUUAAAAUGGGAUGAAUUUAAGUGGAGAAAGAGUUGAAUCAGAAGUUGAUUGUUUAACUCUGUUAAAGAUGUUCAAAUAAAAAAGCGUAUCUGACUGCAAAGCGUUUCCUGGUUGCUGCCGUGUAUUUCCUGUUUAUGUUCACCACGUUAACCACAAGCUACAGUCAGUGACUGGGACCUUCUGACUGAAACAUAUAUCAUAGUGUAGAAUUAUAUCAAGCCAUGUCCAUGAAACUGUUAUCAUUAGUCUAUGUAGUCUAUUGUAUAGUUCAUUUCAGUCCAUCAAUCCAACCUUACAAUUAUUUAUUACACACUCAAGGGUUUUUCAGCAUGUAGUUUUAAUCUAACUCUGAAUAUCACCAGUAUCUCCCUCAAGCGGGUCUCAACCACAUACUGCCCAACAUCUGAAUGAAUAGGUUGUUUUCAUGACAACAUAUUUAAGUGACAUCCCAGCAUCACGUAGAUGUAGUGGCCUUUUAACUAACCCAGAUCUCCAGUUACAGUAGAAUCAGAAGGUGAGAACAUGUAGAAGAUAAUGUAAUGUUGUUCUAGAACUUUGUUGGUAAAUCCUGGGGGUUUUGGGGGUCAAGGUCUACGUGGUCGGAACCAAGUGCACCAACUGCAUCAAAGAAUAAACUUCUCAGGCCAAGUUGAUAAUCAUCUCUGGAAAACGUUUCAUCCUGGCCGGAAUUUUCAUCCUCAUCCCUGUUUCCAUGGUAGCCAUUUCAAUCAUCAGUGAUUCCUCCACUAGGAUUGGAGGAAAGACUGAGCUGGGGGCCUUGCUGUACUUCGGCUGGGGGCGGCCGCCCUGCUCCUGGGCAUGGGCACAGGCAAGUGUUUUGGGUUACUUGGCUCAAUUCAAUAGGUGGUCCGCCUCCAUGCUCCUGAUAGGAGGGACCAUACUCUGCUGCUGCAUCUUCAAGAGGAUCCAGACAGACUCAACAACGACUCAAUCAACGUCUUGCUAGCAGCUCUGUCUGCAAAAGGUCAUAGAGGAGUUUAUGUCAUAUUGUGGUUGGGACCAUAGUCUGGUGCAGCUGCUGCUGCUACGGCUUUAAGAGAGACAUUCCCAACUUCCCAACUCACUUAAAUUCCAUCACUGGUAUCUCAUAUGAUCUUAUGUUACCAUAGCCCAGUGUUUCUCCAUAUAAGUGCACAGAAUUAGUCUUCAAAAAGUUUUAGGGGAGCUUGUGCAAUAUUGCCAUAUUGCUUACUUUUGCCAGGCAACAACAAAACAGUUGGGCUAGAAACAGGCUCACCAGUUCCUCACACAGGGUAACGACCACACACUUCACCACAUCUGUACAGGUUGUGUUUCCAUGGCAGCAGAUGACGUCAAGCGCCCUUGGGCUUCUGACUGGCCGGGCUCUCUAGUAUCACAGAAGAACUCUGCAACAAACAUCUGUGAGAAAAGAACGUUGAACAAUCUGCUGUUUUAGAACUUUGCUUGCAAAGAACGAAGCUGUAGGCCUGUAGAAUCCAGGAUCGUCUCUGGAAAUAUAACAUCUCCACUGUUCUGGAGUCUCUUUGUUGAGUCACAUCCUUGUUCUUCCAGGAAGUGCAUGUUGAUGGGCAUGGAGAUCGUGGGCAUCACUAUGGGAGUAAUGGGAUGGAUUGUCUCCAUAGUGGCCUGUGCUUUGUUUACAUCGGGAUUGAUGGACUUUCCACAGUACAGAGAGGUCAGACUAAUUCAGAUCAUCACCUACUUCUCCAUUAUUCUAGGGUUGCUAGGGAUGAUACUCUCCAUCUCAGCUACAGUGCACCAACUGUACCCAGAGAAAUAUGAAUAUGUCUAAAGUUGAAGUGAUUAUCUUUGGCAGAAUAUUCUUCAUCCUGGCUGGUCUCAUCCACCUGAUCUUGAUCUUCUUGGUUGCCCUUGACUUGACACUAAACUCGGACCAUGAGAUCUUCCUGCGGAGUAAUAACCUGAUGUUCUCAGCUGAAUUUAAUAGGUGGGCCUCUUCACUGCUUCUGAUAGGAGGGACCAUAGUCUGCUGCUGCUUCAUGAGAAAAGCCUGAAUUAACAACUGUCUCUGAUUCCCUAAAUCGUGUCUUACACAACCUUUUAAUUCAUCUGUGCCAUUCUACCACUCUAAGCAAUAGGUUGUAAGCAAUACAUACAGUAUAGUUGAAAGCAAUAUGAUUAUUGAUAAUGGCUACACUUAAAAUGUUAGUCUUCAAUGCAGACUUUGAUCAGUUGAAUCAGGUGUGUUACUGCCUGGCUGGAACAAAAGCCUGCACCCACACUGGCACUUCAGGGACUGAUAUUGUUCUUUGAAUCAGUAACCCUUACUAAAAAUGGCCACAUAAAAUAUAUUGCCAUGUGUUGAAUCAUUGAUGCACAGAAUCGACUCACAGUUACCACAUCCUUUUAAAACCACUUGAGAGGGAGAUGUAAGCAUGCUGUCUAAGGGCUGGGGUUGAAGAGGAAUGUUUCUAUAGGUGGUGGAAAUACCACCAAAUUAAACAACUUUUCCAUUAUUAAUUACAAUAAAAUGCAACUCUUAUUAAAUUGCAAAUCUUGUGCUGUCUCCUGACUUCAUUUGGUGGAACCUCGUUCUUCUUCCUACCCCGUGGUCUGAGUUGAUAACCAGAAGUUAGUGGGUCAAAAAUACGAUUCCAUCAUCGCCAAUGUAAGCUAGGGUGGACUUAGCGAUUUGGGAGCCCAUUUCAAAAUGCCUUUGAGGGGACCCCCUACCCACCAAAAUGGACAUUUCCCCUAUAAAUGAACCGCUAAAAUUAUUAAUGUGCGUUAAUUUCUUAUUUAUUUCAGGCAAUUAUGAAAUGUAAACACCCUAUAAAGCUGUGGCUUACACAUUUGGGUAAAAACAACUGUCAGAAUCAGUCGGUAAGGGCCCAAUGACAGCUGUGUGUAAGUUACUUUCUGUUUUCACACCCAUCACUUCCUCUCUGUUUCUGUCCUGCCAACCCUAGGCCAAGUUUACACCUGACAUCUCUCAUCGAACGCAGACAUCAGCCUGACCUAUUUACCAUAAACGCUCAACUUCACGUCUGCUUCAUUAGUUUCUCACUAUGGUUUCCUGUAAAAGGGCAAAAGAAAUUGGUCUAUCUGUUCAUAUCAACUGAUUUAAAUUUAAACCUAACUGUGUUUUCCCCAUUUGGUCACAGCUGCAGACGUAAUUAUGACUUCUUCCUAAUAUUUGAUGGUAAUUCUGAAGUUGAGUUGAUAUCACCAGGCUCCCCAUUUCUACCUAGUUCCUUAUAGGUGUCUGUGUCUGAGUAGUGAGGAACUACAAGGACAUAGUUUUGAUCUGGUUCUGUUCGUAAAGUCAUUUUCAGUAGAAAUGAAAAAGUCAGGGAUGAACGGCAUACAGUGUUGUAUUUUUGUUUACAGCUCCUUUAUUGCAGUAGGGUCACCCAGGGAUCUUAUGAAAUAUAUUGUGUUGGUGUGUGUUGGGUCUCAUAUUCCUCAGCAGGAACCAAGAGGUUUAAGGAAAUGUAUUUGGAUGUACACUGACUCUCUGUGUGUUGAUCUGCCCUUUACAGACCUCCCCAUAGAGUGUAAACAACUGUUCUAUUUCUACUGACCUUCUGUGUAUGUAGACAGACAGGCAGGCAGACAGACAGACAGACAAAGAAAGGCAGUGUAUAGCCAAUAUACAUGUCCCUGAACUCAGCCAAUCCUUUAUGAAGAAUAUGAACUCGUCUACAUGAUGCUGCUUUGAUUUGAGUCAUAACUUUGUGUUCCUGUGAACACCUGUCCUUGACUGCGCCACAAAUGGAACCCUAUUCCCUACAUAGUAAACUACUUUUGACUAGAGCCCUAUGUUUGGGUCCUCCACCUUGUCCUUUAUCCCUGAGUGAAGGGUCAUUCAUCCUUGAGGGAAGGGUCCUAUAUCCCAGAGGGAGGAGUGUUUUAUCCCUGAGUGAAGGGUCUUUUAUCCCUGAGGGAAGAGUGUUUUAUCCCUGAGGAAAGGGUCCUUUAUUUAUCCCUGGGGGAAGGGUCCUUUAUCUCUGAGGGAAGAGUACUUUAUCCCUGAGGGAAGAGUCCUUUAUCCCAGAGGGAAGGGUCCUUUAUCCUUGAGGGAAGGGUCCUAUAUCCCAGAGGGAAGAGUGUUUUAUCCCUGAGUGAAGGGUCCUUUAUCCCUGAGGGAAGAGUGUUUUAUCCCUGAGGAAAGGGUCCUUUAUUUAUCCCUGGGGGAAGGGUCCUUUAUCUCUGAGGGAAGAGUACUUUAUCUCUGAGGGAAGGGUACUUUAUCCUUAUUUAUACUAUAAGAGGAUAUGAAAUCCAGACUUUGUAUGUCUUGUUAGACCAAUAUACACUGCAUUCGGAAGGUAUUCAAACACCUUGAACUUUUAAACAUUUUGUUACGUUACAGCCUUAUUUUAUAAUGUAUUAAAUCGUUUUUUCCCCUCAUCAAUAUACACACAAUACCUCAUAAUGACAAAGCAAAAACACUACACUACAACUAUGAAACUACAAGCUUGGCACACCUGUAUUUGGGGAGUUUCUCCCAUUCUUCUCUGCAGAUCCUCUCAAGCUCUGUCAGGUUGGAUGGGGAGCGUCGCUACACAACUAUUCUCAGGUCUCUCCAGAGAUGUUCGACCGGGUUCAAGUCCAGGCUCUGGCUGUGCCACUAGGGAACAUUCAGAGACUUGUCCUGAAGCCACUCCUGCGUUGUCUUGGCUGUGUGCUUAGGAUCGUUGUUCUGUUGGAAGGUGACCCUUCGCCCCAGUCUGGGGUCCUGAGCGCUCUGGAGCAGGUUUUAAUCAAGGAUCUCUCUGCACUUUGCUCCAUUCAUUUUUCCCUCGAUCCCGACAAGUCUCCCAAUCCCUGCCGCUGAAAAACAUGUUGCCACCACCAUGCUUCAUUCAGGCCAAAGAGUUAAAUCUUGGAUUAAUCAGACCAGAGAAUCUUGUUUCUCCUGGUCUGAGAGUCUUUAGGUGCCUUUUUUGGAAAACGGGCUGUGUUACUGAGGAGUGGCUUCCGUCUGGCCACUCUACCUUAAAGGCCUGAUUGGUGGAGUGGUGCAGAGAUGGUUGCCCUUCUGGAAGGUUCUCCCAUCUCCACAGACGAACUCUGGAGCUCUGUCAAAGUGACCAUCGAGUUCUUGGUCACCUCCCUGACCAAGGCCCUUCUCCCCUAUUGCUCAGUUUGGCAGGGCAGCCAGCUCUAUGAAGAGUCUUGGUGGUUCCAAACUUCUUCCAUUUAACAAUGAUGGAGGCCACUGUGUUCUUGGGGACCUUCAAUGCUGCAGACAUUUUUUGGUACCGUUCCCCAGAUCUGUGCCUCGACACAAUCCUAUCUCUGAGUUCUAAGGACAAUUCCUUCGACCUCAUGGCUUGUGUUUUGCUCUGACAUGCACUGUCAGCUGUGGGACCUUAUAUAGACAGGUGUGUGCCUUUCCAAAUCAUGUUGAAUCAAUUGAAUUUACCACAGGUGGACUCCAAUCAAGUUGUAGAAACAUCUCAAGGAUGAUCAAUGGAAACAAGAUGCACCCGAGCUCAAUUUGGAGUCUUGUAGCAAAGGGUCUGAAUACUUAUGUAAAUAAGGUAUGUUUUUUUGUUAGUUUUUUACACAUUUUCAAAAAUCUCAAAAUAAUUGUAUUUGCUUAGUCAUUAUGGGGUAUUGUGUGUAGAUUGAUGAGGGAAAAAAACAAUUUAAUCAAUUUUAGAACAAGUAUGUAAUGUAACAAAAUGUGGAAAAAGUCAAGGGAUCUGAAUACUUUCUGAAUGCACUGUAAUGGCCAAGUGGGUAACAGCAAGGCCAAGGUCUUUAGUGAUGUCUCAGCACUGACUGACUGACCGACUGACCAUUAGCUGUCUGUCAACGACACUGGGAUUUACACAGAACAACAUGAACUGCUUUAGUGCCACUGCACCAGUUGUAUAACGCUCAUAGACACUUAGCCUACCUACCUGUCUCUUUCUGACCUGUGUUCAAUACACACCUACCUGUCUCUUUCUGACCUGUGUUCAAUACUCACCUACCUGUCUCUAUCUGACCUGUGUUCAAUACUCACCUACCUGUCUCUUUCUGACCUGUGUUCAAUACUCACUUACCUGUCUCUUUCUUACCUGUGUUCAAUACUCACUUACCUGUCUCUUUCUGACCUGUGUUCAAUACUCACCUACCUGUCUCUAUCUUACCUGUGUUCAAUACUCACCUACCUGUCUCUUUCUGACCUGUGUUCAAUACUCACCUACCUGUCUCUAUCUUACCUGUGUUCAAUACUCACCUACCUGUCUCUUUCUUACCUGUGUGCAACAAUAAUGGUGUUCAUAAACUCCUGUGAGAUUUAUAGAGACAUAAAAAGAAAAAGCCCAUCCAACGCUAAGUGAUGUCACUCUUCUAGAACCACCCAGAGCUGUAGUAUGCAUACCAAGUAGAUAUCUGGUAGUUCAGAGGGUCACUCUUCUAGAACCACCCAGAGCUGUAGAAUGCAUACCAAGUAGAUAUCUGGUAGUUCAGAGGGUAACUCUUCUAGAACCACCCAGAGCUGUAGAAUGCAUACCAAGUAGAUAUCUGGUAGUUCAGAGGGUAACUCUUCUAGAACCACCCAGAGCUGUAGAAUGCAUACCAAGUAGAUAUCUGGUAGUUCAGAGGGUAACUCUUCUAGAACCACCCAGAGCUGUAGUAUAUUUGUUUUACUCUCCUGGUUGCGAUCAAACAAUUGAUUCCCGUUCAAAAUCAUUUUUUCCCUAAACCCUAACCCUUAACCUAACCCUAACCUUAUCUCCCCCACCAACUUCCCACUUGCUGACUGCUAGCUCUAAGUGCACUCCUCUGGACAACACUCUGUCUGUCUUCCAUGCCUGGUAUUACAACAGACUGGACAUGUGUGGUCUAUAGAGUGGAUUUGAGAUACAGUUUUGCCAAUAGGCUCCUGCUGAAAAUUCUGCCUUCAUCAGGAAAAACAUGAAGACUGAUUGGGUUAUGGUGGUUGGCUUGAAAAAAAAUACAGACACCCGAUUAGUUUAUGCUUGGCAGUGAGUUCUUUGAAUAUGAUCAAGGCUGGAAAAUAGGACCCCCCCCCCCUUCUGCUUAAGUUACUUCCUUUUCACAGAUCUGAUAGGAAAGGAUAGGUGAAAGCAAUAUGGCAGAAUCGAGGUGGGGUUGUCCAUCAAUCACACUCUAGGCACAUCAUGUAGAUCUGAGAUGCAUAAAGUAGCUUCACCUUGCCAUCUCAUAUACUGUAGGUAUGGAAUUACACACACACACCUCUCUCUCUCUCUCUCUCUCUCUCUCUCUUUCUCUCUCUCGUUCUCUCUCUCUCUCUCUCUCUCUCUCUCUCUCUCUCUCUCUCUCUCUCUCUCUCUCUCUCUCUCUCUCUCUCUCUCUCUCUCUCUCUCUCUCUCUCUCUCUGACCUAAUAUCUUUAAACCAACCCCUGCAGUGGUUUCAUUCACCAGUCAGGUGUCUAGCGUCCUGGCAGGCUGUGAAGCAACCCCUAACCUCAGACAUGCAUGUGGUAGUAUAUGACUAAGUAAGUACUGGUGCUGUUUGAAUCAUUUCAUCUGGGCAGUUUAUAAAUGUGAAUAAACGUAUAAACCCAUACACCUGUAGGCCAAGGACCAGGUCAGACUGGUUCAGCUGUACACAGGUGUUGUAGCUCCCAUUUAAGUACGAAGGCAGCAUGCAGCGCUCCAUACUCCAUUACUUUAAAAUCACUAUCUAAUUGCUGUUAUGUUUUAUAUCUGUUGCCUUCGUACUUCAAUGAAACUAGUUUAUAAAAUUGAACCUGCAACAUGAUUCAGUGUUUUUAAAAACAUUCCUAUUUGUAGUUAAAGAACAUAUAACAAAGCUACUUGUCAAUGGCUGCAGACAUGUCAGGCAUUUCUAUUAACCCUUUUAUAACAACAGUGAACCGUUCUUUCUUUCUUUACAUAUCCUAGGGCUCUAUUAAAAAUCCCAAUAGUAAAUCUUAGCGAAUGCAUUGGGCAGGACAAAAAAAAGCCUUCAUUGAGGAGGUUAUGCUUGGUUUUUAAUCAAAUUGUUUGAAAAACAAGCAAUCUAAUUUUUAAAACAACAACAAUAUUUCUAAAUAGGAUGGGGUCAGAAGCAAGAUUUCAUUAAUCUCAUUUCUCUCGUUCCAUGGCAUUAUGUCCACUCGUAGGCCUAAAUGUCUUUAUGCAAAACAUUUACACUAAUAUACAAAAUACUAGGCUCCUGUCAAUUAUAUUGUUGUCUAUGUGCAAGACACAUUGUCAAAACAAUCUGCCAUUAAUAUGACAUUAUAGGAGGACAGAAUAGUUUGGAGGAGCGGGUCUUUGGUAAUCGGACGAGGGGCGCUCUUUGAAAAUGGGGAUGGAUAGCCUACUUGAACAAUCAAAAUUAAGUAGGCAGGUAUGUGAAUUGUUUAUCAUAAAAAAGCAUGAGGGCAAAAAAACUCAAAUAUUUCAAGGCACUCUCAGCAGACCAUUUAAAACCCCUUCAUUCAUAGGCUACUUGGAUAUUGUAUGGCCAGGAUAAAAUAUAUGUACCUUUGCGAAGCUGCUAAACCAGCUUUAAUUAAUUAAGGGGAGGGUAGGCUAUGCUUGGUUUUUAAUCAAAUUAAAUGAAAUGGGGGGAAACCAAUAGUUUUUUAUGUUUCUUAAUACGAGAUCAACUGGCACAAAUGGCACAUCUCUCCUUCCAUGGGCACUGUGCUUCAUUGCUGGAUAGGCUGCGCUUCCGCUCUCAAAAUCCAUGCCAUUAUCAACUGCUUUACAUGAAGACCUGCUUUUUGGUGGGUCUUAACAUUUCUUAAAGGUGGACUGCUUAUUUGUAAUCUCAUAUUCAUUAUCUCCAGCACCACACCAGUGUCUUCAUAUACAUUGAGUAUACAAAAUCUUGUAUUCUCCAUGCCCGUUGAAUUUAGGCUGUUUUGAGGGCAAAAGGGGGGGUGCAACUCAAUAUUAGGAAGGUGAAAACAGCAAUAAAGGAUGCGGUUAAAAAACUGUGAAGUGUACCUUUAUAAUUUAUUCUCAGAACAGGCGGUGGGUGUAAGAUUAUCUGAAAGUCUUGAGAGUUUGAAAAUAAGUCGAGUUUUUCACCCAUUUGGGUCGCAACCACAUACUACCCCACAUCCGUAUUGAUAGGAUUUAUGUUUCCAUGACAAUAUAUUUAAGUGACAUCACAGCAUUGAGCAGUUAUAGAGGUUUUCUGAGUGGCUCAGCUCUCCAAUCUUAUAGAAGACCUCAGCAACGAACUUCAGAGUGAACGAAUCUGCUGAGCAAGACGCAGUUAGGGAUAUAGCAUUUUGAUGGGCAUGGAUAUCGUGGAAAUGGUGGAGGUCGUGGGCAUUGCCCUGGGAGUCAUAGGAUUAAUACUUACCAUCGUGAUCUGUGCACUCCCCACCUGGAUAGAGACAACCUUCAUAGCAGAUAACUUUGCCACCACAGAGGUGCACUUGCUUGGCCUGUGGAUGAGUUGUGUGACCCAAAGCACGGGACAGACACAGUGUAAUGUGCACAACUUAAGGGGGAACUGGCCCCACAGUAUGGAGAAUGCCGGAGCCAUGAUCAUCACUGCCAUCAUCCUGGGGGUUCUGGGGGUCACGGUCUCCAUGGUUGGAGCCAAGUGCACCAACUGCAUCAAAGAACAAACGUCUCAGGCCAAGUUGAUAAUUAUAUCUGGAAUACUUUUCAUCCUGGCCGGAAUUCUCAUCCUCAUCCCUGUUUCCAUGGUAGCCAGAUCAAUCAACAGUGAAAACUCCAAGUGGAUCAGAGGGAAGGCUGAGCUGGGGGCCUCGCUGUACUUCGGCUGGGGGGCGGCCGCCCUGCUCCUGAUUGGAGGUUUCAUACUGUGCAUCACUGUGGGAGUCUUUGGAUGGAUGAUGGGAAUCUGUGGAUGGGUAGUCUCCCUAGUGCCCUGUUCUAUCAUUAUAUUGGGCCCCCAUGGGUAUGGUCCUGAACACUAUAGGCACAUAUGGAUGGAUAUGCUGAAGAUCACCUGCAUCUCCACCAUCCUGGGAGCUCUAGGAGUGAUGGGGUCCAUCUUUGGGACCAAGUGCUGUAACUGCAUCAAGAGUAACAGGACCAGGGUCAAGGCCAGGUUCAUCGUUGGAAUAUUCUUCAUCCUGGCUGGUAUCCUGCAACUCACCACUGUCUUCUUGGUCUAUUACUUGACACAGAAUAUUCCAGAAUACUGGAGGGAGUAUAUGUUAUUUUCCACUGAAUUCUGUAGAUGGUCCGCCUCCAUGCUCCUGAUAGGAGGGACCAUACUCUGCUGCAGCACCUUGAAGAGGAAGAACCCAGACUCAACAAUGACUAAAUCUGCCUCCCACUAAUGUCUCUGUCCAAAAGCUGUACUUUCUUGUUAUAAAAACCAUAGGGAUCCAAUAAUUGCAAUUCUAUACGUAAUUAUAUGAUGAAAAAUUGCCUCUAUCCUAUCUGUUCAAUGUUAGAAUAUCAGAAGGGACUAGAUAGGUGUGAAAGCAACAUCGUUAUUGUUCCACCUUCUAUUUAACAGGUCAAAGGGGAGUAUGACAUAUUGUGUUAAAAUAUUCAGUUAAUUUAGACUGUGAGGAGAAGUUCCUGAGGAGACUACAAUGAAGGGACAUAUUCUCACUGUUACCUCGCUGUACUUCGGCUGGGGGCGGCCGACCUGCUCCUGGUGCAUUAAUAGAGACAUUCCCAACUUAACAACUCACUUAAAUUCCAUAACUGGUAUCUUGUAUGAUCUUAUGUUACCAUAGCCCAGUGUUUCUUAAUAUAAGUGCACAGAAUUAGUCUUCAAAAGUCUUAGGGGAGCUUGUGCAAUAUUGCCAUAUUGCUUACUUUUGCCAGGGCAACAACAAAACAGUUGGGGUAGAAACAGGCUCACUAGUUCCUCACACACAGUAACGACCUGUCACACCCUGGCUCUGGGACUCAUUAUGUUGAGCCAGGGUGUGUUCAUUCUAUGUGUUCUGUUUCUAUGUUGGGUGUUCUAGUUCGUCAUUUUCUAUGUUUGACUGAGUGACUCCCAAUCAGAGGCAACGAGUGUCAGCUGUUUGCUGGUUGUCUCUGAUUGGGAGCCAUAUUUAAACUGUAUGUUUUCCCUUGGGUGUUGUGGGUUUUUGUUCCGUGUCGGUAUUUGUUUACCGUGGACUUCACGAGUCGUGUUUUGUUUGGUAUACUUUACUAAUUAAAGUCAUGUUUGUUUCACACGCUGCGCCUUGGUCUACUCACUCCUCUAACGAUCGUGACACGACCACACACUUCACCACAUCUGUACAGGUUGUGUUUCCAUGGCAGCAGAUGAUGUCAAGCGCCCUUGGGCUUCUGACUGGCCGGGCUCUCUAGUAUCACAGAAGAACUCUGCAACAAACAUCUGUGAGAAAAGAACGUUGAACAAUCUGCUGUUUUAGAACUUUGCUUGCAAAGAAUGAAGCUGUAGGCCUGUAGCAUCCAGGAUCUUCUCUGGAAAUAUAACAUAUUCACUGUUCUGAAGUCUCUUUGUUGAGUCACAUCCUUGUUCUUCAAGGAAGUGCAUGUUGAUGGGCAUGGAGAUCGUGGGCAUCACUAUGGGAGUAAUGGGAUGGAUUGUCUCCAUAGUGGCCUGUGCUUUGUUUACAUCGGGAUUGAUGGACUUUCCACAGUACAGAGAGGUCAGACUAACUCAGAUCAUCACCUACUUCUCCAUUAUUCUAGGGUUGCUAGGGAUGAUACUCUCCAUCUCAGCUACAGUGCACCAACUGUACCCAGAGAAAUAUGAAUAUGUCUAAAGUUGAAGUGAUUAUCUUUGGCGGAAUAUUCUUCAUCCUGGCUGGUCUCAUCCACCUGAUCUUGAUCUUCUUGGUUGCCCUUGACUUGACACCAAACUCGGACCAUGAGAACUUCCUGCGGAGUAAUAACCUGAUGUUCUCAGCUGAAUUUAAUAGGUGGGCCUCUUCACUGCUUCUGAUAGGAGGGACCAUAGUCUGCUGCUGCUUCAUGAGAAAAGCCUGAGUUGACAACUGUCUCUGAUUCCCUAAAUCGUGUCUUACACAACCAUAAUUUAUCUGAGCCAUUCUACCACUCUAAGCAAUAGGUUGUAAGCAAUACAUACAGUAUAGUUGGAAGCAAUAUGAUGAUUGAUAAUGGCUACACUUUAAAUGUUAGUCUUCAAUGCAGACUUUGAUCAGUUGAAUCAGGUGUGUUAUUGCCUGGCUGGAACAAAAGCCUGCACCCACACGGGCACUUUCAGGGACUGAUAAUGUUCUUUGAAUCAGUAAUCCUUACUAAAAAUGGCCACAUAAAAAAUAUUGCCAUGUGUUGAAUCAGUGAUGCACAGAAUAGACUCACAGUUACCACUUCCUUUUAAAACCACUUGAGAGGGAGAUGUAAGCAUGCUGUCUAAGGGCUGGGGUUGAAGUGGGAUGUUUCUAUAGGUGGUGGAAAUACCACCAAAUUAAACAACUUUUCCAUUAUUAUUUACAAUAAAAUGCAACUCUUUUUAAAUUGCAACUCUUGUGCUGUCUCCUGACUUCAUUUGGUGGCACCUCGUGCUUCUUCCUACCCCAGGGUUGUUUCUGGACUGGGCCAAGGUCUUAUCAUGGUCUAGGUAGUACGUACGUGGUCUGAGUUCUUAACCAGAUGUUAGUGGGUCAAAUAUAAGAUUCCAUCAUCGCCAAUGUAAGCUAGGGUGGACUUAGCGAUUUGGGAGCCCAUUUCAAAAUGCCUUUGAGGAGACCCCCUACCCGCCAAAACGGACAUUCCACUGUAAAUGAACCGCUAUAAUUAUUCAUGUGCGUUAAGUUUUUAUUUUAUUUCAGGCCAUUAUGAAAUGUAAAUGCCCUUUAAAGCUGUGGCUAACACAUUUGGGAAAAACAACUGUCAGAAUCAGUCGGUAAGGGCCCCAUGACAGCUGCGUGCAAGUUACUUGUUGUUUUCACACCCAUCACUUCCUGUCUGUUUCUGUCCUGCCAACCCUAGGCCAAGUUUACACCUGACAUCUCUUAUCGAACGCAGACACCAGCCUGACCUAUUUACCAUAAGCGCUCAACUUUACGUCUGCUUCAUUAAUUUCUAACUAUGGUUUCAUGUAAAAGGGCAAAAUAAAUUGGUCUAUCUGUUCAUACCAACUGAUUUAGAUUUAAACCUAACUGUGUUUUCCCCAUUUGGUCACAGCUGCAGACGUAAUUAUGACUUCUUCCUAAUAUUUGAUAGUAAUUCUGAAGUUGAGUUGAUAUCACCAGGCUCCCCAUUUCUACCUAGUUCCUCAUUGGUGUCUGUGUCUGAGUAGUGAGGAACUACAAGGACAUAGUUUUGAUCUGGUUCUGUUCGUAAAGUCAUUUUCAGUAGAAAUGAAAAAGUCAGGGAUGAACGGCAUACAGUGUUGUAUUUUUGUUUACAGCUCCUUUAUUGCAGUAGGGUCACCGAGGGAUCUUAUGAAAUAUAUUGUGUUGGUGUGUGUUGGGUCUCAUAUUCCUCAGCAGGAUCCAAGAGGUUUAAGGAAAUGUAUUUGGAUAUACACUGACUCUCUGUUUUGAUCUGCCCUUUACAGAUCUCCCCAUAGAGUGUAAACAACUGUUCUAUUUCUACUGACCUUCUGUGUGUGUAGACAGACAGACAGACAGACAGACAGACAGACAGACAGACAGACAGACAGACAGACAGACAGACAGACAGACAGACAGACAGACAGACAGACAGACAGACAGACAGACAGACAGAGAAAGGCAGUGUAUAGCCAACAUACAUCUCCCUGAACUCAGCCAUUUCUUUAUGAAGAAUAUGAACUGUUCUACUCUUCUGGAUUUUUGGGGGGUUCGUAUCAUUUGAUUUACACAACAUGCCUACCACUUUGAAGAUGCAAAAUAUUUCAUUGUGAAACAAAGAAGAAAUAAAACUUGAGCGUGCAUAACUAUUCACCCCCCCCCCAAAGUCAAUACGUUGUAGAGCCACCUUUUGCAGCAAUUACAGCUGCAAGUCUCUUGGGGUAUGUCUCUAUAAACUUGGCACAUCUAGCCACUGGGAUUUUUGCCCAUUCUUCAAGGCAAAACUGCUCCAGGUCUUUUCAAAUUGGAUGGGUUCCGCUGGUGUACGGCAAUCUUUAAGUCAUUCCACAUAUUCUCAAUUGGAUUGAGGUCUGGGCUUUGACUAGGCCGUUCCAAGACAUUUAAAUGUUUCCCCUUAAACCACUCCCCUUAAACCACCCCUUAACUCAGUAUGCUUAGGGUCAUUGUCCUGCUGGAAGGUGAACCUUUGUCCCAGUUUCAAAUCUCUGGAAGACUGAAACAGGUUUCCAUCAAGAAUUUCGCUGUAUUUAGCGCCAUCCAUCAUUCCUUCAAUACUGACCAGUUUCCCAGUCCCUGCCGAUGAAGAACAUGGUGUUAUUGGGGUGAUGAGAGGUGUUGGGUUUUUCCAGACAUAGUGUUUUCCUUGAUGGCCAAAAAGCUCAAUUUCAAAUCAAAUCAAAUCAAAUCGUAUUUGCCACAUGCGCCGAAUACAACAGGUGUAGACAUUACAAAAAAUGCUUACUUACAAGCCCUUAACCAACAAUGCAAAGUAAAACAAAUAAAAAAAGUGUUAAGCAAAAAAAAAAAAUCUGCAAAUAACUAAAGAGCAACAGUAAAAUAAAAUAACAGUAGGGAGUCUAUAUACAGGGGUGUACCGGUGCAGAGUCAAUGUGCGGGGGCACCGGCUAGUCGAGGUAAUUGAGGUAAUAUGUACAUGUGGGUAGAGUUAAAGUGACUAUGCAUAAAAAAUAAACAGAGUAGCAGCAGAGUAAAAAAGGGGGACGGGGUGGGGUUGGGGGGGCAGUGUAAAUUGUCCGGGUAGCCAUUAUUAGCUGUUCAGGAGUCUUAUGGCUUGGGGGUAGAAGCUGUUGAGAAGCUUUUUGGACCUAGACUUGGUGCUCCGGUACCGCUUGCCAUGUGGUAGCAGAGAGAACAGUCUAUGACUAGGGUGGCUGGAGUCUUUGACAAUUUUGAGGGCCUUCCUCUGACACCGCCUGGUAUAGAGGUCCUGGAUGGCAGGAAGCUUGGCCCCAGUGAUGAACUGGGCCGUACGCACUACCCUCUGUAGUGCCUUGCGGUCGGAGGCCGAGCAGUUACCAUACCAGGCGGUUAUGCAACCAGUCAGGAUGCUCUUGAUGGUGCAGCUGUAGAACUUCUUGAGGAUCUGAGGACCCAUGCCAAAUGUUUUCAGUCUCCUGAGGGGGAAUAGGCUUUGUCGUGCCCCUCUUCACGACUGUAUUUUAUCUCUGAGGGAAGGGUCCUUCAUCCUUAUUAUACAACAAAGAUGAUAUGAAACCCAGGCUGUGUCUGUCUUGUUAGACCAUUAUACAGUGCAUUUGUAUUCAAACCCCUUGACUUUUUCCACAUUUUGUUACGUUACAGCCUUUUUCUAAAAUUGAUUAAAUCGGGUUUUUUUCCCAUCAUCAAUCUACACACAAUACCCCAUAAUGAAAAAGCAAAAAAACAGGUUUUUAGAAAUUGUAGCAAAUUGUUUAAAAAUAAAAAACGGAAAUAUAACAUUUUCAUAAGUAUUCAGAAUCUUUACUCAGUACUUUGUUGAACCACCUUUGGCAUCGAUUACAGCAUUGAGUCUUCUUGGGUAUGAAGCUACAAGCUUGGCACACCUGUAUUCAAAAAAAUAAUAAUUUAUGCACGCAUGACUGUAAGUCGCUUUGGAUAAAAGCGUCUGCUAAAUGGCAUAUUAUAUUAUAUUAUAUUAUAUUAUAUAUUAUAUUAUAUUAUUAUAUUAUAUAUUAUUAUAUAUAUUCUGGGAGUUUCUCCCAUUUUUCUCUGCAGAUCCUCUCAAGCUCUGUCAGGUUGGAUGGGGAGCGUUGCUGCACAGCUAUUUUCAGGACUCUCCAGAGAUGUUCGACCGGGUUCAAGUCAGGGCUCUGGCUGGGCCACUCAGGGACAUUCAGAGACAUGUCCUGAAGCCACUCCUGCGUUGUCUUGGCUGUGUGCUUAGGGUCGUUGUCCUGUUGGAAGGUGAACCUUCGCCCCAGUCUGAGGUCCUGAGCGCUCUGAAGCAGGUUUUAAUCAAGGAUCUCUCUGUACUUUGCUCCAUUCAUCUUACACUCGAUCCUGACUAGUCUCCCAGUCCCUGCCACUGAAAAAUAUCCCCACAGCAUGAUGUUGCCACCACCAUUCUUCAUUCAGGCCAAAGAGUUCAAUCUUGGUUUCAUCAGACCAGAGAAUCUUGUUUCUCAAGGUCUGAGAGUCUUUAGGUGCCUUUUGUCAAACUGUAAUGUGCAUUUUACUGAGGAGUGACUUCCAUCUGGCCACUCUACCGUAAAGGCCUGAUUGGUGGAGUGCUGCAAAGAUGGUUGUCCUUCUAGAAGGUUCUCCCAUCUCCACAGAGGAACUCUGGAGCUCUGUCAAAGUGACCAUCGGGUUCUUGUCACUGACCAAGGCCCUUCUCCCCUAUUGCUCAGUUUGGCCGGGCAGCCAACUCUAGGAAGAGUCUUGGUGGUUCCAAACUUAUUCCAUUUAAGAAUGAUGGAGGCCACUGUGUUCUUGGGGAUCUUCAACGAUGCAAACAAUUUUUGGUACCCUUCCCCAGAUCUGUGCCUCGACACAAUCCUGUCUCGGAGCUCUAAGGACAAUUCCUUUGAACUCAUGGCUUGGUUUUUCCUCUGACAUGCACUGUCAGCUGUGGGACCUUAUAUAGAAGAAACAUCCCAAGGAUGAUCAAUGGAAACAAGAUGCACCUGACAUCAAUUUGGAGUCUUGUAGCAAAGGGUCUGAAUACUUAUGUAAACAAGGUAUGUUUUUUUGUUUGUUUUUUACAAAUUUGCAAAAAUCUCAAUAAAACUGUUUUCACUUCGUCAUUAUGGGGUAUUGUGUGUAGAUUGAUGAGGGACAAAUACAAUUUAAUCAAUUUUAGAACAAGGCUGUAACAUAACAAAAUGUGGAAAAAGUCAAGGGGUCUGAAUACAGGCACGCAGACAGACAGAGAAAGCCAGUGUAUAGCCAACAUACAUUUCCAUGAACUCAGCCAUUCCUUUAUGAAGAAUAUGAACUCUUCUACAUGAUGCUGGUUUGAUUUGAGUCAUUACUUUGUGUUCCUGUGAACACCUGUCCUUGAACCCUAUUCCCUACAUAGUAAACUACUUUUGACUAGAGCCCUAUGUUUAGGUCCUCCACCUUGUCCUUUAUCCCUGAGGGAAGGGUCCUUUAUCCCAGAGGGAAGAGUGUUUUAUCCCUGAGGGAAGAGUAUUUUAUCCCUGAGGAAAGAGUGUUUUAUUUUACAUUUUACAUUUUAGUCAUUUAGCAGACGUUCUUAUCCAGAGCGAUUUACAGUUAGUGAGUGAAUACAUUAUUUUUUAUUUUAUUUUUCAUACUGGCCCCCUUUUAUCCUUGAUGGAAGGGUCCUUUAUUCUGGAGGGAGGAUUGUUUUAUCCCUGAGGGAAGGGUCCUUUAUCUCUGAGGGAAGCAUACUUUAUUUAUCCCUGGGAGAAGGGUCCUUUAUCUCUGAGGGAAGAGUACUUUAUCCCUGAGGGAUGGGUCCUUUAUCUCUGAGGGAAGGGUCUUUUAAUUAUCCCAGAGGGAAGAGUCCUUUAUCCCUGGAGGAAGGGUACUUUAUCCCUGGGGGAAGGGUCCUUUAUCUCUGAGGGAAGGGUCCUUCAUCCUUAUUAUACAACAAAGAGGAUAUGAAACCCAGGCUGUGUCUGUCUUGUUAGACCAUUAUACAGUGCAUUUGUAUUCAAACCCCUUGACUUUUUAAGCAUUAAUUUACGUUACAGCCUUAUUUUAAAAUGUAUUAAAUAGUUUUUUCCCCUCAUCAAUCUACACACAAUACCUCAUAAUGACAAAUCAAAACAGGGUUUUAGAAAUUGUAGCAAAUUUAUAUAUAUAAAAAAAGGAAAUAUAACAUAUACAUAAGUAUUCAGACCCUUUACUCAGUGCUUUGUUGAUGCACCUUUGGCAGAGAUUACAUCAUCGAGUCUUCUUGGGUUUGACUCUACAAGCUUGGCACACCUGUAUUUGGGGAGUUUCUCCCAUUUUCCUCUGCAGAUCCUCUCAAGCUCUGUCAGGGUGGAUGGAGAGCGUCGCUGCACAACUAUUCUCAGGUCUCUCCAGAGAUGUUCGACCGGGUUCAAGUCCAGGCUCUGGCUGUGCCACUCAGGAACAUACAGAGACUUGUCCUGAAGCCACUCCUGCGUUGUCUUGGCUGUGUGCUUAGGGUCGUUGUCCUGUUGGAAGGUGCACAUUCGCCCCAGUCUGGGUUCCUGAGCACUCUGGAGCACGUUUUAAUCAAGGAUCUCUCUGUACUUUGCUCCAUUCAUCUUUCCCUCAAUCCCGACUAGUCUCCCAGUCCAUGCCGCUGAAAAACAUCCCAACAACAUGAUGUUGCCACCACCAUGCUUAAAUCAGGCCAAAGAGUUCAAUCUGGGAUUCAUCAGACCAGAGAAUUGUGUUUCUCAUGGUCUGAGAUUAUUUAGGUGCCGUUUGGAAAACUCCAAGCGGGCUGUCAUGUGCCUUUUACUGAGGAGUGGCUUCCGUCUGGCCACUCUAUCUUAAUGGCCUGAUUGGUGGAGUGGUGCAGAGAUAGUUGCCCUUCUUGAAGGUUCUCCCAUCUUCACAGACGAACUCUGGAGCUCUGUCAAAGUGACCAUCGAGUUCUUGGUCACCUCCCUGACCAAGGGCCUUCUCCACUAUUGCUCAGUUUGGCCGGGCAGCCAGCUCUAGGAAGAGUCUUGGUGGAUCCAAACUUCUUCCAUUUAAGAAUGAUGGAGACCACUGUGUUCUUGGGGACCUUCAAUGUUGCAGACAUUUUUUGAUACCCUUCCCCAGAUCUGUGCCUCGACACAAUCCUGUCUAGGAGUUAAGGAUAAUUCCUUCGACCUCAUGGCUUGUGUUUUGCUCUGACAUGCGCUGUCAGCUGUGGGACCUUAUAUAGACAGGUGUGUGCCUUUCCAAAUAAUGUUGAAUCAAUUGAAAUUACCACAGGUGGACUCCAAUCAAGUUGUAGAAACAUCUCAAGGAUUAUCAAUGGAAACAGGAUGCACCUGACCUCAACUUGGAGUCUCGUAGCAAGGGGUCUGAAUACUUAUGUAAAUAAGGUAUGUUUUUUUGUUUGUUUUUUACACAUUUGCAAAAUCUCAAAAUAAUUGUUUUUGCUUUGUCAUUAUGGGGUAUUGUGUGUAGAUUGAUGAGGGAAAAAAACAAUUUAAUCAAUUUUAGAACAAGUUUGUAACGUUAAAAAAUGUGGAAAAUGAUAAGGGGUCUGAAUACUUUCUGAAUGCACUGUAAAUGGCCAAGUGGGUAACAGCAAGGCCAAGGUCUUUAGUGAUGUCUCAGCGCUGACUAACCAUUAGCUGUCUGUCAACGACACUGGGAUUUACAUAGAACAACAUGAACUGCUUUAGUGCCACUGCACCAGUUGUAUAACGCUCAUAGACACUUAGCCUACCUACCUGUCUCUUUCUGACCUGUGUUCAAUACUCACCUACCUGUCUCUCUUACCUGUGUUCAAUACUCAGCUACCUGUCUCUAUCUUACUUCUGUUCAAUACUCACUUACCUGUCUCUUUCUUACCUGUGUUCAAUACACACCUACCUGUCUCGUUCUUACCUGUGUUCAAUACUCACCUACCUGUCUCUAUCUUACCUGUGUUCAAUACUCACCUACCUGUUUCUAUUUUACCUGUGUUCAAUACUCACCUACCUGUCUCUUUCUUACCUGUGUUCAAUACUCACCUACCUGUCUCUAUCUUACCUGUGUUCAAUACUCACCUACCUGUCUCUUUCUGACCUGUGUUCAAUACUCACCUACCUGUCUCUAUCUUACCUGUUUUCAAUACUCACCUACCUGUCUCUUUCUUACCUGUGUUCAAUACUCACCUACCUGUCUCUUUCUUACCUGUAUUCAAUACUCACCUACCUGUCUCUGUCUUACCUGUGUUCAAUACUCACCUACCUGUCUCUACGCGUAACAUUUACACUUCUAUACAAAAUACUAGGCUCCUGUCAAUUAUAUUGUUGCCUAUGUCCGAGACACAUUGUCAAAACAAUCUGCCAUUAAUAUGGCAUUAUAGGAGGACAGAAUAGUUUGGAGGAGCGGGUCUUUGGUAAUCGGACGAGGGGCGCUCUUUGAAAAUGGGGAUGGAUAGCCUACUUGAUCAAGUGAAAUUAAGUAUGCAGGUAUGUGAAUUGUGAAUCAUGAAAAAGCAUGAGGGCAAAAAACCUCCAAAAUAUUUCAAGGCACUCUCAGCAGACCAUUUAAAACCCCUUCAGGUUUCAGGCCGAGUUGAUAAUUAUCUCUGGAAUACUUUUCAUCCUGGCCGGUAUUCUCAUCCUCAUCCCUGUUUCCAUGGUAGCCAGAUCAAUCAUCAGUUACUCCUCCAAGUGGAUCGGAGGGAAGACUGAACUGGGGGCCUCGCUGUACUUCGGCUGGGGGGCGGCCGCCCUGCUCCUGAUUGGAGGUUUCAUACUGUGUAUCACUGUGGGAGUCUUUGGAUGGAUGAUGAGAAUCUGUGAAUGGGGAGUCUCUCUAGUGCCCUGUUUUAUCACU